UCAUCAUCAUACUAUUUUCAUUCUUAUUCCGUUUCGGUCAACUGAAUCUUGUAAAAUACCAUACACCAAACGUACCCUGAAAAUAUAUAAUAAAAUGUCGAAAUAAGUGUCCCUGCAUUUCCAUAAUUGCCCCUAACCGGUAGCAGAAUGACUUUUCCUCUUUCAAUCCUAUCCCUUCCUUCUCUCCCGAUCCGCCGUUGACGACCCCUUUCGAAGCUUCAAGGCUCUCCGAAUUCAUUACCGAAUCGCUGAUCCGACGGAUGUUGUUUUGAUAAUUGGAAAAGGAAACGAAAGGGAAGGGAAGUUUUGAAGGAGAAGAAGAGAAGGGAUGAUGUCCUCGACGGAAAGAAUAAACAUAGCGGCGAGUGCGCAAAGACUUGAUGUUGAUAAUCGGAUCCCCCUCCGCUAUUACUACCGGAUUGCCGACAAUAUUCUCAAACAGGCUGACAUCUUUCGAGCUGAGAAGAACAUCAUAGAUCUAUACAUCAUGCUUCUAAGGUUUUCAGGUUUGGUUUCUGAAACAAUACCAUUCCAUCGAGAUUAUAGAGCAUCACUACAAAGCCAAAAGGUCUACUUGAAAAAUAGACUACUCAAUGCCUUGAAUGAGCUAGAAGAAUUGAAGCCAGCAGUGCAGCAGAAGAUCAAUGAAUUAAACAGAAGAUAUACUAAUCAAAGUAAUUCGUUACAGCAAUCUGCUGUUAAAAACCAGAGUUUAACAUACUAUGGUAUGACAAAGGCAGUUAAACCAGCUGCGCGAGAAUUUAAUUCUUAUGGUCCAAUAGCUCAGCAAUUAUCAUAUUCUAAACCAAUGGAAGAGCAGUUCAGGAGGAUGUCAUUAAACCUGAUGCGUCCAAAGGACGAAACCCUCUCCAAACAUUCUAUUCUGGGUCCAAAUGGGCUUUAUGGGCAGUGGCAGCCUCCUAAAACUAAUAUACGGGUGCAAUAUCCAAGCAAUAUUGACCUGACUCCAAUUGAAUUUCCAAGUUUGCAGCAGGCUAUAGAAAAUAAACUUCCAGACAAAAGUGAUCAUAGCAACUCAGAACCUGAAGCAUCAAGCAUAGAAUCAACUGUUACUGUUGGCAAUUGUGAGAAUAGUCAGAAGUCUCAUGUGGAUGAACCUUGUCCAAUGAUUUCUUUUGAAGAAUCAGAAACAGCUCCGGUUCAUAUAAAUGUUACCAGACAGCCAUCUCCUCCUCCUGUACUUGCAGAAGUACAGGAUUUGGUUCAUGCAAUAUCUCCCCAGGUGAAGGAGACAGAUUGUAGAAUAGAUAACCCCUCAACGGAAGCUCUUGUUCCUUCUGAAUCUCCUCUACAGUUGCACAUUUCAACAACAAUGAUGGAAAGCUUCAUGAAGCUGGCUAAAUCAAAUACAAAUAGGAAUUUAGAAACUUGUGGUGUUCUUGCAGGUUCACUUAAAAAUAGGAAGUUCUAUGUUACAGCACUUAUUAUCCCAAAGCAGGAUUCAACAUCUGACUCAUGCCAAACAACAAAUGAGGAGGAAAUAUUUGAAGUACAGGAUAAGAGAUCUCUCUUUCCACUGGGUUGGAUUCAUACACAUCCUACGCAAUCAUGUUUCAUGUCAUCAAUUGAUCUCCAUACUCACUACUCAUACCAGAUUAUGUUGCCGGAAUCUGUAGCAAUCGUAAUGGCACCAAGAGAUGCUUCGAGAAAACAUGGAAUUUUUCGUUUGACUACUCCGGGUGGGAUGUCCGUCAUUAGACAGUGCCAGAAACGUGGCUUCCAUCCACACAUUCAACCUCCAGAUGGUGGCCCCCUUUACAGUACAUGUACAGAUGUGUAUAUGAAUCCGAAUCUGAACUUUGACGUCAUCGAUCUUCGAUGAUCUCACAAUCAUAGCCAUCAUAUGUGCAAAUGGUUGAUUGACCAUCAGUAAGUGUAAAAAGUGCCUGUUUGUUUAAAAGGAAAAGAGACAUUUGAGAAACAA
Molecule: messenger RNA, 1945 nt
Organism: Gossypium arboreum
Lineage: Eukaryota; Viridiplantae; Streptophyta; Magnoliopsida; Malvales; Malvaceae
Product: AMSH-like ubiquitin thioesterase 1
Exons: 14
Coding region: 329-1843 (504 amino acids)
Biological process (GO): protein K48-linked deubiquitination; protein K63-linked deubiquitination
Cellular component (GO): membrane; endosome
Molecular function (GO): K63-linked deubiquitinase activity; metal-dependent deubiquitinase activity; protein binding
Source: RefSeq, a predicted model, not a curated record